This is a messenger RNA of Gracilinanus agilis (Agile Gracile Mouse Opossum), 1092 nucleotides long. It is a transcript of the gene RNF113A, whose product is annotated as ring finger protein 113A. Gene Ontology annotation, biological process: snoRNA splicing. Gene Ontology annotation, cellular component: U2-type spliceosomal complex. Gene Ontology annotation, molecular function: metal ion binding. The transcript has a single exon. Lineage: Eukaryota; Metazoa; Chordata; Mammalia; Didelphimorphia; Didelphidae. The record is from RefSeq and is a predicted model, not a curated record. Bases 4 to 1059 code for a protein of 351 amino acids.
AAGAUGGCCGACGAGGUGUCCUCCAGUUCUCCAGCUGUCCCGGUAUGCGCGUUCCUCUUCAGGAAAUCGGGACGAAAAGGCUCCGCAGGCCGCCGGAAACGGCCCGCCUUUGACAAGCAGCACGAAGGCCAAGACAGCAGCAGCAGCAGCAGCAGCGACGAGGGCAACGUCGUCGUCCGCCGAGAGAAGAGGCGCCUGGUCCCCAACCCCAUGAUCCAGAGGACUCGCGGCAGCUGCCGAGAGAGGAAGGCGCCCACCUCGUACAGCGGAGCCAGCAGCGGCGGCGACGAUGAGAGCGAAUCUUCGUCGGCCGUGAGUGUCGUUUACAAGUCCACACGGUCCGCCAAGCCAGUGGGCCCCGAGGACAUGGGCGCCACGGCAGUGUACGAACUGGACACGGAGAAGGAGCACGAUGCGCAGGCCAUCUUCGAGCGCAGCCAGAAGAUCCAAGAGGAGCUGCGUGGGAAAGAGGACGACAAAAUCUACCGGGGCAUCAACAACUACCACAGAUACGUCAAACCUAAGGACACUUCCAUGGGCAACGCCUCGUCCGGCAUGGUAAGAAAAGGGCCCAUCCGCGCCCCGGAACAUCUUCGUGCUACUGUGCGCUGGGACUACCAACCCGACAUCUGCAAGGAUUACAAGGAGACCGGCUUCUGCGGCUUCGGGGACAGCUGCAAAUUCCUCCACGAUCGCUCGGACUACAAGCAUGGCUGGCAGAUCGAGCGCGAGCUGGACGAGGGUCGCUACGGGGGCAUCGACGAGGACAACUACGAGGUGAGCAGCGACGACGAGGACCUGCCUUUCAAAUGCUUCAUCUGUCGCCAGUCCUUCUGCAACCCCGUGGUGACCAAGUGCAAGCAUUACUUCUGCGAGAGCUGUGCCCUCACCCACUUCCGCACUUCGCAGCGCUGCUACGUCUGUGACCAGCAAACCAAUGGCGUUUUCAACCCAGCCAAGGACCUGAUAGCCAAGCUAGAGAAACACCAGGCAGAAGCCAGAGUGGGCACUUCUGACCCAUUAGAUAGCUCAGAUGAAGGUGUAACCCCCAUUACUUAAACCUAGUGCAUGGUAACAAUAAAUCUCUCUCUU